Nasonia vitripennis (jewel wasp) is the source of this 2165-nucleotide messenger RNA. RefSeq names its product T-box-containing protein TBX6L-like. Gene Ontology annotation, molecular function: DNA-binding transcription factor activity, RNA polymerase II-specific; RNA polymerase II cis-regulatory region sequence-specific DNA binding. Gene Ontology annotation, cellular component: nucleus. The record is from RefSeq and is a predicted model, not a curated record. Bases 293 to 1615 code for a protein of 440 amino acids. NCBI's taxonomy places the organism in Eukaryota, Metazoa, Arthropoda, Insecta, Hymenoptera, Pteromalidae. Gene Ontology annotation, biological process: cell fate specification; positive regulation of DNA-templated transcription; regulation of transcription by RNA polymerase II. The transcript is spliced from 5 exons.
ACCUACUCCAAACGCUCUCCGAAAUUCUCUCUCGAGUGAAGCGAGAACAAGCUCUUGUGUCAGUCAGCUACGGUGCCCCGAGCCGUAAGGUUCCUUGUACUUUUUUUCGUGAGCAGUUCCUGAAUGCUCAGUUGAUGAUGAGUUACUCGUGAAACUAAACGAAAAUAAUUGCUAUUGAAAGAACCAUCAGGUUUUACUUCAAAGACGAUUGAGACAGUUUGUGUGUGCAUGUGUUAAAAGGAGACUUUGGUGUUUAUUUUUGAAAAUCGAAAAAUUAUUCGAGUGAGGAGCCAUGGCGAUGAAUCUUGUCAACACUUUGAGCAUACAGCUUCAUCAGCAGAUGAUGUAUCAACAGCACCAGAUGGCCUAUCACCACUAUCAGCAAGAGGAGAUUUCCAACCCGAACGGAUGGCCGACGAUGUUGAGCUCGACUAUGGCCGCCGGACCUCAGCUAACCGAGGACGUCAAGGUGGAGCUGGAGAACAGAAAGCUCUGGGAGCAAUUUCAUGCCGAGACUACAGAGAUGAUUAUCACCAAGUCUGGAAGACGCAUGUUCCCGUCGAUCCAGCUAUCCGUGAGCGGUCUGGAGCGUCGCAGUCGCUACUGCAUUUUACUCGAGCUGGAUCUGGCAUCGGAUCGCCGGCACAAGUACACCGGGGGCGUGGAUUCAAGCGGCAACAGAACGUCAGCAGCCACGACGACAGGACCAAGGGGAUGGACGUCGGCGGGCCCAGCAGAGCCGCAGCCGUCGCUCGAGCGCAGACUCUACAUACAUCCCGACAGUCCGGCGACCGGCGCCCACUGGAUGCAGCACCCGCUCAGCUUCUCCAAGCUCAAGCUCACGAACAACGUCGUCGAGCAGCACAGCAACGUGCUCUUGACGUCCAUGCACAAGUACGUCCCUCGUAUCUUGAUCGUCCGCUGCGACGAGAUCACCAACCUACAAGAUUUGUACAAAAAUCCGUCGUCCGUGUUCACAUUCAAAGAGACAGAAUUCAUCGCCGUCACCGCAUAUCAGAACGAGAACAUCACCAAGCUAAAGAUCGACAAUAACCCGUUCGCCAAGGGCUUCCGCACUGAAGGACAGUCAUCCUGUAAACGCAAGCGUCUGCGCAGGGAUGGCUGCAAUUCCUCGUCGACUUCGGAGAUAUCCUCCCACGAUGAAGAAGACGGCAAUGCCUCUUUGUCCGACUCUGACCACAACGAGUCCAGUGAUAGUCCUUUGGUCAAGAGAGCAAGACUACAUCACGAUGAAAGGUCCAGUGUGGGUAACUACGAAAACGAACCAACCCCACCAACUCAGAGGCUACAGGAGGUACCAGUGGUUCCUGAGCCCAGAAGAGAGACACAGCCUAGAUUACACAGACCCUGGGCGGACGAUUCCGAGGAGACGACGUUGAACAAUAAUAGGUUAACCGUCAAAAGUCUACCAGUACCACAAUCACUACCGGUGACAGCGCAGGUUCCCUUGAGGAUGUCUGCACAGUACGCGAAUUAUAUGGGGGUACAACCGGUGCAUUAUCAUGCAAUUAUGGCCCUAGAAAUGGCGAAGAUGCGUGAGAGAUACGUCGCGCAACACUUUCCAUUGCUCAUGGACUACAGACGAACUAUUUAGAUUUUAUUAUGUAGUUUAUAGGAUUAUACUUUAAAAGCGAUGUGAUCGAUAAACAAAAGUUUCUUUUUCCUAAGGAAGCUUAGGGAAUAGCGAGAUUUUUCGUAUAUUUUAUGCGUGAUAAUUAAAGUAAUAAGUGUAUAGUGUAAUAUUUAUGUUGUUGUAAUGAUAGCUAUUUUUAAUAGGCGUAAGUUUUUUGUAAGACUUUUAUGUUAACUUUGUAUUAUUAUACAAUUAUAAUUUAUUUUACAGAUGCCCUUUAUUAUAAAUGUAAAAAAAAGAAGGUCUGUAUGAGUGUGUUGUCAUUCGGCGUAAGGGAGAGUCAACUUUGACUUGGCACUUUCUUCGAAGAAAAUGGAGAAAGCACGAUAUGUUUGCUCAAGAAAGAGAUGUAUUCUCCCGUGCAUAUGUGAAAUUUACAUGUUUGUGUGAAAGAGACAGAUAAAUUUUGUGAACUUAAUAAAUAAUAAAUGAUGUUAUAUAUUGUUAAACUUAGAAAUAUUUUGGAUUCUGCUACUGUUUGAAAAGAAAUAAAAAUAUGAAUUCAAAAAAA